GCGCGGCGAUGCGGUGAUUUGCUUCAAGAGCUGGAAUUGGCGCUGACCGCGCAGAACUGUUUGGCGCCGGGCUCAUCAACACUCCUCUCCAAUCUCAUACGCGCUUUUCAUGGCGCCGUGGAACUGAAGGAUGCCCCACAGGAAAUGCAUGAUUAUCUGCAGGGCUGCCACAUGGAACUGCAUUCCGGCCCGUUCACAGCAGCUUGUCAUGGAAUGACCUUUUUCCAAGCCGCCGAGUUCUGCUACUCGAAACUGAAUGUGGUGCUCAUUGGAACUUUCUCGCCGGCGAGAACGGCGCAGAACGGCACACAAAACGGUCCCCUGUUGUGUAAUGCUAACGUCCGUAUUGAAGGAGGCUGUAUCGGGAUAUUCUUGGCACGAUCUGCCAUUCAUGCAAGAAGAGUGCAUUGGUACUGCCAGUCAUGCCACGAAAAGUUACCGGAUAUUACUCAGCUGGCACCUUGCAACUGUGAAAAUGGCGUACGAGUGAAACAACUGGACCAGGUUUCGUACCGUCAUCUGUGGGAUCACUCGCACCAGGACGUCAACAAUGCUGUGCCGAAAUACAGUAAAACACGUCGGCAGCCACUGGGAUGGGAGGAUGCACUUAUGCACAAAAUUCGAAGUGAUGCUACAGUGGAGGAAAAUUAUUCGCAGCCGAGCAGCAGCCCUCCUACUAAUCCACGGCAUGCGAAGUUUAUGCGCAAGGAAUCUGUGCAUGCCAACACACAAAUUUGUUUGGAUGUUUCUCGUAACUUUUACUGGUGUGAAAGUCGGCCCUUUGCGUCGGUACUUUUGGACCGUCGCAUGGCAUUAGAUUAUCCGUUAAGCGGUCAUAUCGUUGUCUUGAUUUCCUCCCAUCCUGAUGAUCCACCCAUGGGACUGCGGGAUUUCGUGGUGCCCAUGCGCAGCAGUCGGAUUCCGUACGACGAAGUCAAGGAAAUCGUUCUGCUGGGCAAUGCGGAAUACCUGCACCGUGAAUGGCCGCAACUGCGCAAUUUGCCGCUGGUGACCGUCGUCGAUGGGGAUCCGCUGAAUCGCGCCGAUCUGCGAGCGGUCUCCAUCAAGACAGCUUCGGUCUGUGUGGUGUUGUCAGCCUGGACCGGGAAAUCGGUGGAUCCAGUGUUGGAUGAUAAGACCGCGGUUCUCACAACGUUAAACGUCCGCGCGAUGCCCUUUGACCAUCCGGAAGGGAUGGAUGCGCAUUUCGAACUGCCCAUUGUUACCGCGCUUCAGCACAAUCGCAAUGUACGAUUAUUGAGCGAAGACGCUUCAUCGGAAGUGGAGGUGAGGGAAUCCUUCAUGAUGGAACCGUUCAUGUGUGGACAAACAGUGACCAUUUCGGCGCUGUACUCCUUGAUCAGCACGAGCUAUUUUACGCCGCUGGCUGUACCGGUGGUAGAGCAUCUGCUAUACGGUUUCCAGAGUCCGGUAAUGGAAAGUUAUUUGGCCGAAGGGGUGGGAUUAAUGGGAGGCGAUGAAUACAAUCCGGACGAGCUUUCACCGUACAAUAUUCGCGUGCGGCUUAUCACCGUUAGGGAUGGUCCGUGGACGCAAUCACACACUCUCAACACUAGCACCACCAAUCUGUCGUAUGGAGAGUUAUUCGUACAUGCACUACACUCUUCAAUGGUCUGCCUGGGGAUCUCAAGAAUGUUCCAACCAGAAAAUGCCACAACCGCACCAAAACGAAUUAUUAUCAGCAAUCCACCCAGACAAACAGUGCUGCGCUGGGAUGAUCAAGUUUAUGUGCUCACGAAAUAAAACCAAAUGAAAAUGUGAAUUUUUUUAUCGCUAGAUACUUCUAUUUAUAUAUCAUUAAAUUAUGGGCUUUUAGUGGUGCCUCAGAUUUAUCUUUUAAAAAUUUUUAUAUCGCGUGUUUAAACACUGUAUAAAUUACAAUACACUUUACUGAUGCUGUAUUUCGAAAUACUGCAGAAGCAUUUUCGGAUCGCCGUUGUCGUUUAGAAGUGUAAGAUUAGUGCUAAUUAAUGUGCACGUAGGAAGUAACUGACACUGCGCAAGCUGUUGCGAAUAGACAGGCAAAA
Paramacrobiotus metropolitanus is the source of this 2048-nucleotide messenger RNA. Its product is annotated as calcium-activated potassium channel slowpoke-like. The coding region runs from base 145 to 1764 and encodes 539 amino acids. Gene Ontology annotation, molecular function: large conductance calcium-activated potassium channel activity. Gene Ontology annotation, cellular component: membrane. The transcript has 9 exons. The record is from RefSeq and is a predicted model, not a curated record. NCBI's taxonomy places the organism in Eukaryota, Metazoa, Tardigrada, Eutardigrada, Parachela, Macrobiotidae. Gene Ontology annotation, biological process: potassium ion transport.